UCACCGGAUGUGGGGUCGCGUAACUGCUUCUGUCUUGACGUCGCUGGUAGGAAAAGGCGUAGCUAGUAAACAUAAAGACAGAAAGACGAAAAUAAAACCCUAUUAAACCUUAUUUUCGGUUCAUGUACAAGUGUUUCGGCGUCGUCGGGUUUCCAGUUACCGCACGUGGUCGUCAUAGUGACUGUCAACGUUCAGCAGAACGGGACUGUUGGGGCGUUAGCCACCUAGCCGUAGCCACAGCAGCAGCAGCAGCAGCCGUUAGCAUUAGCAUCAGCACCGGGGACGAUAAAGAUGAUAGCGCUGAUUAACAAGCUGCUGGACUGGUUCAAGGCGCUCUUCUGGAAGGAGGAGAUGGAGCUGACCCUGGUGGGGCUGCAGUACUCCGGGAAGACGACCUUCGUCAACGUGAUAGCGUCCGGACAGUUCAGCGAAGACAUGAUUCCCACGGUGGGAUUCAACAUGAGGAAGAUCACUAAGGGCAACGUCACCAUCAAGCUGUGGGAUAUCGGUGGCCAGCCCCGGUUCAGGAGCAUGUGGGAGCGUUACUGUCGAGGAGUCAGCGCCAUCGUUUACAUGGUGGACGCAGCCGACCCAGAGAAGAUCGAAGCCUCCAAGAACGAACUCCACAACCUGCUGGACAAACCUCAGCUCCAAGGAAUUCCUGUUUUGGUUCUGGGGAAUAAGCGGGAUCUGCCUGGAGCUCUGGACGAGAAGGAGCUCAUAGAGAGGAUGAACCUGUCGGCCAUCCAGGACAGAGAGAUCUGCUGCUACUCCAUCUCCUGCAAGGAGAAAGACAACAUCGACAUCACUCUCCAGUGGUUGAUCCAACACUCCCGGACUAAGAGGAGUUCCUGAGAAAUGACUCGACCCGACAGAACAGGCCAAGCCCACCUGACCCCAAACCCCUCCCCCCUCCCUCCUCCUCCCCCCUCCCUCCCAGCUAUCCUCCCCCCCGUCUACCUCUCCACCACCACAUUAACCCCCCCCCCCCCCCCCCCCCCCGUGAUGCACAGAUACCUCUUAAAUUAAAAGUUAAAGCAGAACCAGGAAGAACUCUGUGUUUUCUGGAGAUUCAUGACGGGAUUUUUAAACAUUUCUUUUAGUUUUGCAUCGUCCUUCCUCCGUGUGAACGAGACCUGCAGACGUUCUGGUGAAUACGACUUAAGUUCUUAAUGUAUAGUUUUUGUUUUAGCCUGUGAAAACACGUCCUCGGCUCCAUCAGUGCAGGUGUUACUGGGGUUUCGGAGACAUUUCGGUGCAGUAUUUUCAUUUGAAUCCAGGAAACAGAAGCAGGACGCUCUGAGUUCCUGGUGAUGGAGUGUUAUUUAUUCAGGGUUUGCAGGUCAGAGCCGGUGUUUGCUUUGUGGGAGCGCUGAAGGUGAAGUGGUAUCCGUGCAUCUGCUCAGAUCCUCACAACAGACACAGUCAUUUCAUCACAACCUGAACCUGAGUAAAAAGGAAAAAGCCUGUUUUUCCUUUAACGGCCAUAAAGAGACUGGUUUAGCCUCGUUAGCCUCGUUAGCAUCGUUAGCAUCGUUAGCCGACGCCUGUUGUGUGGAUCUGAUCUUUUCCCAUCAUCCUCCUCUUCCCCUCUCAUCCUUUCCUCCAUCCAUCCCUUCAUUAUUUCACAUUUAUAUAACCCCUCCUCCUCCUCCUCCUCUUCCUCCUCCUCCUCCUCUUCCUCCCCCGUCCGUUGUAAACUGCUUGUCCUCCUCCGUAUUCCUUCUUUCUUCUCGUUUCUUAAUUUUGGAUGUUCUCUUUCUUCCCUCGUCGCCCCCUCGCCGUCUUUCUCUCUCUCUCUCUCUUUUUCUUUUUCUUUUCUGCCGAGCGACGGAUUAAAAACCUUUUUAUUGCACUGUUGAUUUUUGGUUUUGUAAGAUAUUAAUAAUGAGAAUAAUGUUAAUAAUCUUCUUAUUGUGACAUAACCUGAUCUGUCCAGACUUAAGGAAGUGGUACUUUAACUGGUUAUCGUUUCUGUUCAUAUCUCUGUAAUAAGCUUUUUGUUUGUUUCAUAUUUGUUUUAUAUUGUCUUUAUUUUUUACCGUUGGUUCUUUUUGACUCGUAAAAAUCCACCGUGGUCGUUCUGCUCUCAGGUGGCUGCUGAUUGGACCAGAGGUGUCAUGUGAUCUCGUGUGUUAAAUCAUCAGCAGCUUUUAACUUUUAACAUGUAUUCAUGUUAUUUUAUUUCCUGAUUCGUGACGUCAGGUGCUUCUUUAAAACAAAAACGGAACAAAAAUAAACCUAAUAAAAAAGAGAAGGUCUGGCUGCAAACUCUGAAUUAAAACAAAUAGUUUGAAUUUAAUGAAUUCAUGCAUCAAAUCUUUAAAUAUUUACUUAUUUAAAAUGCAAAAAUUCAACGACGUCAUGCUGCUGUUUAUUUAUUGGUUUCUGAUCAAAGACUUCAGAUUUUUUCUUAUUAAAAUUGAGUUAUAAUCUGAAUUAUACAAAGAUGAGACGUCAAACAUUUAGGAUUUAACCUGCAGCCUUUAAUAUUUAAUCUGUCAGAGUUAGAGAUCAGAGGACAUUUUCACUUUAAUGUGUGAAAAUAAUCCGUUCGUAGAAUAAAAGGCUUGAAAAUUCAUCUUGUCUGUUUGAAAACAAAACCUCACAAAGAUCCUCACGUCCUGGUCCAGCAGCCAAUCAGACGGCAGAAUGAAUCAGCCUUUCUGUACUAAGUGGUCAAACAUGUGGGAGCUUUACACUGUCGGGACAAACGAGAUGUUUUCACACAGAAAUAUCGUCGUCUUUCCAAACAGCUGCGUGUUUCUGUCCCUCUGGAUUUAUUCCACCAGGAGAAAACCAGCAGCUCGUCAGCGUCCGUGUGAAUCUGGUCUCGUUCCUCCUCAAACAUCUUUAUCCAAACGUUGGCUUUGACUCUUCAGAGACGUGAGGAACCUGUGGCGACGUACGCUUGAGCCAAACUCACGUACGUCGCUUCCACCGCGGCAUCAACCAUUUAUUUCUUGAUGCCGAAACCAAAUUUAGUGCAAGAUCCAACACCUUUAUAACCAACAAUGUGAUGUUUGACCCACAAAGAGCGAGAGAGCGAGCGUCUCCUUUAGCUCGACAGUGAAAAGCUUCCGGUUUCUCAGAGCUUCUGUCUGAAGGAGCCGUGGUAACGUCGUUCUGCAGCUGCUUCAGGUCUCAGGUUCUGGUGUUUUCUGAACCAGCAACGCGACUCUUAGUUCUUCACACUAGACCAGAUUAGAAAGAGGACGUCUCAGUCUGAUCCUUCAUGUGUUAAACGGUCGGUUCACCAGCCGCUGCUGUGGGUCCUGAUCGCUGUCUUGUGUUUGCAUGCUGAGGCCGGGGGGUGGGGGGGUUUAUGGGGGGGUACGUACGUCCACGUCCGUGGCACCUGAGGAUCUUAAAACGGCCUUAAAAUCCAGUGUCAACCUGAGGGAGAGCGACGCAGGCGCACGACACAAAGAAGCGAACUGGAAACAAGUGCAAUAAAGCAGCGAGCGUCGUGGUUUUAGCUGCUUCGUCUUCUCUCCCAGGAUGAAAUGACGCCCGUGGGCUCUCACUGCUUCUCUCACAGGCCGACACGUUGGAAUUUGGUCAAUGUGAUUUGAAGUUUGACCUGUUUUUUUAUUGUUUUUUUUAUUUUAUUUUACGGGAGAUAAUUUAGUGAAGACCUGUGAUCCUGCACGUGCAAACUGAAGCUGAUGGAUUGUAAUGGAGGCUAAAGCAAACAGCUCUGCAGUAAAUGCUCCUCUCAACGUCAGAACUGGUAGUUUGUUUAGGAGGUGAACUGUCUGCGGUUUCUACUGUUAUUUAUAUGAGGCCAAAUAAGAAACCAGUGCAGUCAAACCAAGACGGAAUUCACUCUAGAGAGAUGUACCUAAUAAACUGGCAGUUAUGCCAAAUACAGCUGCAGAAUAAAACCUAAAGAAAGAUCAACGUAUGGUUUUACCUUAACAUUAAAUCAGUUGAGAUGUUAAAUCUCAGUGAGCUGCUGUUGGAUCAUUUCUGCAGCUAAAGACUGAAAAACUAAAAUGAUUUAACUCUACGUUUGCUCACUAAGUUGUAAGUUGCAGAGCUUUACGAUGAUCUGCAGCCUUGAACAAUGAGCUACAAGGUGCAUGAGUUUUAGGCAGAAACGUCGCAGAGAGAAGCGGCUCUGAUGUGAACGUGGAUCUGAUCCAAAAGCUUCACUGACCCGGGUCUAGUUGGGAUCGUUUGCUCGUGCAGGAUGGACACGGUGGGACGGCCUGUCAGUCUGAACCUGUUUGUACAUCAUUGUUUGAUUCAGUUGUUAAAAUGUGUUUUAAUAGAAACAUGCUUGUGUAUGAUACUAAUUAAAUACUAUGGAGAAACGG
Molecule: messenger RNA, 4322 nt
Organism: Mugil cephalus (flathead mullet)
Lineage: Eukaryota; Metazoa; Chordata; Actinopteri; Mugiliformes; Mugilidae
Product: ADP-ribosylation factor-like protein 8A
Exons: 7
Coding region: 292-855 (187 amino acids)
Biological process (GO): anterograde axonal transport; protein transport
Cellular component (GO): lysosomal membrane
Molecular function (GO): GTPase activity; GTP binding
Source: RefSeq, a predicted model, not a curated record